AUAUGAUCGAUCAGCAAAAGAAAAGCAAUUUUUCUUUUGUCUGUUCCCUUGAAGAAAUGGCAUAUAUAGGGGGCAAAAGAGAAGUGAUUCAUAGCGUUAAGUUUGGAAUUGCUUUGGUUUUGGUUACACUUUCGUAUCUUCUUGAUCCUCUGUUCGAACGUGUGGGAGAAAAUGCCAUGUGGGCCAUCAUGACCGUUGUCCUCGUCUUUGAAUUCUUUGCAGGCGCUACACUUAGCAAGGGAAUAUAUCGAGGAAUUGGAACUAUAGUAGGUGGUGGAUUAGGGUGUUUUGCUGCAGUUCUUGCAAAUAAAAGGGGAGAGAUGUUUGAAGCUAUUGUUGUUGGCACUUCUAUUUUUAUUUUUGGCACUGUUGCAACAUAUAUGAGGCAGCUUCCAAAAAUCAAGAGGAGAUACGAUUAUCCAGUGAUGAUCUUCAUUCUCACCUUCAAUCUUGUCCUUGUAUCGCCUGUACGCUCAGAAAUCAUCGUGGGUUUAGCCCUGGACCGACUCGCCACAGUUGGUAUGGGCUUGGCGAUCUGCAUAUGCAUCAGUAUCUUCAUCUUUCCUAUGUGGGCAAGCGAUGAACUUCAUUACUCUACAGCCUUCAAAUUUGAAAAACUUGCCUCUUGUAUUGACGGAUGCUUGGAGGAAUUUUACACAAUACCCAAUGAUACGGAAACCCUACAAAGUACCGUUAUGCAAACCUGCAAGUCUAUACUGCACUCAAAGACCAAUGAGGAAUCACUAGCAAACCUCGCUAGAUGGGAACCUUGGCACGGAAAGUUUGGAUUCUUUCAUCCAUGGGAAAAAUACCUAGAAGUUGGAGAAACUCUUGGUGAGCUUGCUGCAAUGAUUUUUACUUUCUAUGGAUAUCUCCAAUCAUCGAAAAAGACUUCAUCAGUGAUGAGCCAGGCAACGAAGGAACCAACUGAAAUCGUGAUGCUAUCACUGGUGUGGAUUUUGAGAGAGUUUGGAGAAAGUAUUAAGAAGAUGAAAAGAUGUCGUGCUAGUGUUUUGAUAACUCCGAAAUUGCAAUCUAUGAAGCUGCAACUGAACCUAAUAUAUUCCGCAGAUUCCACAGUAGAAGCACAAGAAAAUGAUGAAAAAUUCAAGAUCACUUGCAGUUCAUUGUUGAUGGAAAUUGUUGCAAAGAUGGACUUAUUGGUGAAAGAAUUAGAGGGACUUGAAAAAUUAGCAAAAUUCCAAACAGAAAAGUAUGAGUAAACCGUCUUUUGCUUGAAGAAGCUUUUGAAGGCUCGUUUGGUCAUAAACACGGUUUUAGAUUGCAAUGGGAAACAAUACGUAGGUACUAUUUCUUUUUUAGGGUGUCAUAUCCAUAUUUCGUAAUUGGUCUCAAUGCAACAAUUAGGAUAGCAGGAGUUUUGCGUAGUUGAUAGUUGAGAUAUUAAUUUUGAAGUCAAGAGUUUAGUAUUUUAUUACAUCCCGAGAUGAUAAAUUUUACUUUCACUUUUCUUUUCCUUCCCACCCUUGACGCAGGAGCGUAUAAUUUGUCA
Molecule: messenger RNA, 1513 nt
Organism: Olea europaea var. sylvestris
Lineage: Eukaryota; Viridiplantae; Streptophyta; Magnoliopsida; Lamiales; Oleaceae
Product: aluminum-activated malate transporter 13-like
Exons: 6
Coding region: 3-1223 (406 amino acids)
Biological process (GO): malate transport
Cellular component (GO): plant-type vacuole membrane
Source: RefSeq, a predicted model, not a curated record